This is a messenger RNA of Danio aesculapii, 1156 nucleotides long. RefSeq lists its product as uncharacterized. Bases 101 to 1156 code for a protein of 351 amino acids. The transcript has 4 exons. NCBI's taxonomy places the organism in Eukaryota, Metazoa, Chordata, Actinopteri, Cypriniformes, Danionidae. The record is from RefSeq and is a predicted model, not a curated record.
UUAUCCAGCCGAGUGAUUUGAACAGUUGUUAAAUAGAAAAGAACGACAUCUUUUUAAUGGAUUAUAAUCUACAUUUAUUCUUCAGGAAGCGCAUGUGAAAAUGAAGUUUCUCGCUAUAUUCACUUUUCACUGUUGCCUACUCGACUGUGGUGUCACUGGUGUUUGUAUGGAUGGACAGUCCGUGUCAGUGCCGGAGGGAGAAUCACUCUAUCUAGACACCAAUGUUAAAGUAAACCAACAGCAAAGGAUCAGAUGGAGUUUCAGCGAUGUCCACAUUGCUGAAAUCACUGGAGACCUCAGUUUUAACUGUACAGGUGUUCAGUGCGAAGGUGGUGAUGGUAAAUUCAGAAACAGACUGAAGCUGGACAGUCAGACCGGAUCUCUGACCAUCAAAGACAGCAAAAUCGCAGACACGGGAGUUUAUAAACUGCAGAUCAACAACGAAAGCAGACAAACUGAAAAAAUCUUCAUUGUUACUGUAAUUGGUUUUUUCCAUUUUGGUUCACAUGGAGAACCUGUGUUUGUAAUGAAGGGUGAUUCAGUCACUCUACACUCUGGUGUUAAAACAAACCAGCAAGAUAAGAUCAGGUGGUAUUUUAACAACACACGCAUCGCUCAAAUCACUGGAGAUUUCACUGAAAUCUGCACAGAUGUUCAGUGUAAUGAAGGCAAUGAGAGAUUCAGAAACCGACUGAUGCUGGAUCACCAGACUGGAAAUCUGACCAUCAAGAACAUCACAAACACACACUCUGGAGUUUUUCGUCUUCGGAUCAUCAGCAACGACAGCAUCAGAGAAAUGAUCUUCAUUGUUGCUGUAUUUGACAUUCCUGGUGUGGAAAUGAAGAAAAAAUUAGUAAAGGAAGGUGAAUCUGUCACUUUAGAGGCUUGUUUAGUAAACAGUCAAAACUAUGUGACGACGCUGUAUUUUAAUGACACACUCAUCACUGAAAUGACCAAUAAGACCUGUUCAGGUGAACAGUGUGUAGAUGUAGAUAAGAGAUUCAGAGGCCGACUGAAUCUGGAUCAUCAGACUGGAUCUCUGACCAUCACAGACAGCAGGAACACAGACUCUGGAGAUUAUAAACUACUGGUCAACAGCAGCACAUUCAGCCUCAUGAAGAUAUUCAGUGUUAAAGUCGCUGGUGAGUAUCAUUGA